This is a messenger RNA of Thunnus maccoyii (southern bluefin tuna), 2167 nucleotides long. It is a transcript of the gene slc10a4, whose product is annotated as solute carrier family 10 member 4. Gene Ontology annotation, cellular component: membrane. Lineage: Eukaryota; Metazoa; Chordata; Actinopteri; Scombriformes; Scombridae. The coding region runs from base 164 to 1435 and encodes 423 amino acids. The transcript is spliced from 3 exons. The record is from RefSeq and is a predicted model, not a curated record. Gene Ontology annotation, molecular function: bile acid:sodium symporter activity. Gene Ontology annotation, biological process: bile acid and bile salt transport.
GAGAUGCUUUAAGACUCAGUGCCAUGGCACUAUCACAUCCCCCGAGCACCGGAUCCUCGGCAGUUUCUUAUUAGUGACAGUGCGCCACUAGGGGAAUCAUUUUACGCACGAGCACCUACAGUCACAAACUGACUGUGGAGAGCCUCUGUCCUCCUGUUGCGCCAUGGAGAACUCCAGCCUGUUGGGCGGCGACGCACAAAAUGCUGGCCUGAUAGACUUUCUUCUGACGGACGCUUUGCAGCAAGUUGUGGAUUCUCGAGAGGACGCUUCCAUGGAUGGAUUAGUGUCCAGUGGUGCCAUUUUUCUUGAAGGCAGUGCUUUCAGGACUGCCGCUGGAGCUGAGUUCAUGGCCGCUCCGCCGUCGGAGUCCCCUCACCUGAUGCCUGCCUUUUGGGAUUCUCCGCUCAGUCACGGAAUCAAUGUAUUUGUGGGACUUGUCCUUUGCUUCACUAUGCUGGGGCUGGGCUGCACGGUGGAGGUCAGCCAGCUUGGAGAGCAUAUCCGCAGACCCAUCGGGGUGCUGCUGGCUCUGGUGUGUCAGUUUGUUAUCAUGCCCUUGGUGGCCUUUCUGUUGGCUUUAGCCUUCUCUCUUGAUGAUGUGGCUGCGAUGGCUGUUCUCCUCUGUGGCUGCUGCCCGGGAGGGAACUUAUCCAACAUCAUGUCUCUGCUGGUGCACGGAGAGAUGAAUCUCAGCAUCAUCAUGACCAUCUCUUCCACUCUGCUGGCGCUCGUGCUGAUGCCGCUGUGUCUGUGGAUCUACAGUCGGGCCUGGAUCAACACACCUGUGGUCAACCUCAUGCCUUUUGGGGCCAUCAUCCUGACCCUGUGCAGCACUCUCAUCCCCAUUGGUUUAGGAGUUAUGCUGAGAUACCGCUACACGCGUGUGGCUGACAUUGUUUUAAAGGUAUCGCUGUGGUCUCUGCUAGUCACCCUUGUGUUGCUGUUCAUCUUGACUGGGGCGAUGCUGGGACCGGAGCUGCUGUCCACCAUCCCACCCUCCGUCUACGUGGUGGCUGUCCUGAUGCCUCUGUGUGGCUACGCUGCAGGUUACGGCCUGGCCAAGCUAUUUGAACUGCCGCCCAACAGCUGCAGGUCAGUCUCUCUGGAGACAGGAUGCCAGAACGUGCAGCUGUGCACUGCCAUCCUGAAGCUGGCCUUCCCCCCUCAGCUGAUGGGAGGGAUGUACAUGUUCCCUCUGCUCUAUGCCUUGUUCCAAGCAGCUGAGGCUGGCAUCUUCAUCCUGGCCUAUAGGAUGUACAGGAAGGAGGUUCUGCACAAACCAGAUCCCAUGAAGGAUGGCGAGGACACGGAUAUAACAUAUCAACGUUUUGAAGAUGAGGACAUUGGUUUUGACUCAUCUUAUGGCGCCGUGACAGUGAGUGACCCAAACACCAUCAUGUUGGACCCCUGUCCUCCUGAUCCAACUCCUGUUUAAUGUUCAAAUCCCUACUACAGGCGUAGUGGAGCAGAAUAAGACCUGCAGGUGGAUCCAUCAUUUUGAUCGCUGUCAUUCAUCAGGAAAAAGCUGGAAAAGAGGGAGACUGUGCAGGGAAAUCCUGUUUAUCACUGACCUGACUGCUGAAAAAGGUGCUUCAUGCCAAAAGCUUCAUUCAUUCAUUUCAAACAUGGUCUCUACUGUAGUGAUGAAUCAUCAUGUUAGAAAACAUUGCUGUGUUACCUAUAGAGCAUUUUCAUCAGCUAAGCUUAACUUCAAUCUGUGAGAGUAACAUUUAUCAGUAUGUCACACCAUCAAAGCAGGACAGGUGAACAGUGUGUGUGUGUGUGUGUGUCUGAAAAACAUAUCACUCAUGUUACUCACGUGCAGACCAACCAGGCAGUGCCGAUCCAGUAUGUGUGCACCAGAGCUAACAGUCUGAACAAAUGUACAAUAUGUGUAUAAUAUUAACAAGUGUGUCAAAAAAUAAAAAGGUGUGUAGAGACUAAACUAAAACUUUUUUUUUUUUUGCCCUCGUCACGUGUCUGCUGUUUUUGAUGAGAUAAGUCUCACACCUGCCUUUAAUUAAGCCUGAUGGAGAGCUCGUUUUGCUCAAUCUAUUUAAAUAGCUACACCAACCAGCCUUGGUUGGUUGAACAAAAUGGCAACGUAUGGUGACGAGCCAGUCGAUAGCUAUUUCUACUCAUCUUACAACCCUUACACAGGCAGAUA